CAUGUCCUGGGGCCAUGAUGAGUAUCUCUACAGGGUCAUGAAGUUCAACAAGUGCACCAUCCCAGAAGAGGGUCUGUAUAUGAUCCGAUUCCAUUCCUUCUACCCCUGGCACUCCCAUGGAGACUACAUGCACCUCUGUGAUGACAAGGACAUGCGCAUGAUUCCCUGGGUUCGCGAGUUCAAUAAGUUUGACCUCUACACCAAGACCACUGAGCUGCCUGACAUAGAGAAGUUGAAGCCAUACUACCAGUCUCUCAUCGACAAGUACUGUCCUGGGGUACUGAAGUGGUGACACACAGACAGAUGGGGCAGCCACACACACCUACCCCAACCUCAAAUGUUUCAUAAAUCAAUUAACUAUCACAAUUCAUUUCUUUCCCACCCUCUCUCACACCUUCAUAGAGAUCAUAUCCAGCAGCAACACCAAGGCAUCUCCUCAGAUAUGGGUAACACUAUAAGCUUUAUCUUUAUAGCCUUUACCAUGUUGUUGUCAUCUGUAAGUCAACUACAGAACAUCCUAAAAGUGUUGUUUGUUUUUUAGAAUGCUGAUUACAAUUCAUAUGGUUAAUAAUGAAGAACCAAAUGGAUACAUUUCCUAUCUUUAUUAUAAAUGAUACAAAAACAUUAACAUUAUCCAUUCAUGGAUGUGAUGUUUUUUCAAACGUGGAAAGACGCUUGGCAGGAAAGUGCAGAAUUGGUGAUUCAGUACAUUAUAUCUGGCAGCAAAGCAAAGGACCACAGUGGCAAACCAAACACCCUUUAACACACACACACACACACACACACACGUAAACAUGUACAAUGACAAGGAAACUGACAAAAAAAGUUAUUUUCUCUUGAUUGUAAUAAUACUACAGAUAAUUGGAAAACUUUGUCUAUUCAUUUCAAAUAAAGUGAUUGUCAAAUGUAGAAUAAAGCAUCAACGAAAUUCUUUGGUUAGAAGGUUAUUGUUGGCGAAAGGCAGACAAGUAGUCAAGACAGGCAGCUUUCUCUUGAGCACUUGCACAGAGACAGUUAG
Molecule: messenger RNA, 1018 nt
Organism: Oncorhynchus nerka (sockeye salmon)
Lineage: Eukaryota; Metazoa; Chordata; Actinopteri; Salmoniformes; Salmonidae
Product: inositol oxygenase-like
Exons: 4
Coding region: 2-292 (96 amino acids)
Biological process (GO): inositol catabolic process
Cellular component (GO): cytoplasm
Molecular function (GO): inositol oxygenase activity; iron ion binding
Source: RefSeq, a predicted model, not a curated record